This is a messenger RNA of Colias croceus (clouded yellow), 2574 nucleotides long. RefSeq names its product protein eiger (gene egr). The coding region runs from base 229 to 1668 and encodes 479 amino acids. The record is from RefSeq and is a predicted model, not a curated record. Gene Ontology annotation, cellular component: membrane. Gene Ontology annotation, biological process: immune response. NCBI's taxonomy places the organism in Eukaryota, Metazoa, Arthropoda, Insecta, Lepidoptera, Pieridae. The transcript is spliced from 8 exons. Gene Ontology annotation, molecular function: tumor necrosis factor receptor binding; receptor ligand activity.
AUAUUAGCUGCAUUCGGUUUCGAUCGAAAUUGCGGAGCAGUCGUGCGCGCGCGCAGCCGUCCUUCCCACUCUAUACCGGUCCGCCUCACCGGACACCCGCGCGUUUCUUCCGGCCGAAUACAAACUUAUCCUAAUUCCCGAAAACAAUUAUGGACCGAUAACCAUCGAGGUAAAUACGCGGCAUCACUACUGACGAAUUCUCGUAAAGUGAUCAUACAAACUGUCACAAUGUACACACCGGAAUCAAACGAUAUCAAAGAUUCGUCAAAGAACUUAAUGAGUGGGGAUUUCGAGAGACAAUACAAGGAAGGUAUGGAGAAAAGUGGUUCGCGGAGGAAGGGGUGUGUGAUAUUUGGUGUUACAGUGGGAGCCUUGGCCUUGUGGCUGCUAGUUUUAACCAUAGUUCGCGAAGUGCAAAUAAACAAGCUCCGGUAUGAGGUCGAUCAGCUCACAGCGAACAUGAUUGCGAUGACAGCUAACGUUAAGUCCCUAAACCAGAAGCUCACGAACAACCGCCUGUUUAAUGAAUUCAAGAAUUUGGAAGACACGUUAUACGCAGACGAAGACCAGGACGUGAACCUGGUAGAGGAAGACAAGGAAACGAAACAAGACAAGCAAAGCUACGACUCCCUGGAGAAGCUGCACGGGCUGACGGUGCUUGAGGGUGAUGAUGAAGACAUGUUCGAGGGAGAUGAUGACGCGGAGAGCGGGGACUGGUAUCCGGAUUACGAUAGGAGAGAAAAGAUAGGAUCGACGAACAUGGUGCGUCUGACUCCCGACGACUUCAUGGAAGGUGUAGUCGGCGUGGACGUCGGCGGCAACCUCAACGAGAUCAAACGUUUGCUCAAUGAGAACCCCGAGAUACAGGAUAUUGCUCUGCCAACCUUACCAUCCUUCACGCGCAACAAAGUCGAAGUGACAAGCAAGACACCAGACACAGAGCCAGAGAAACAAAAUGGCCGCGUCAAACGUCGUGUGAUGCCGGACUCCGCUGCUGAUGCCAUCACACCGGUCAACACGCCUAAAGCUUUCGCUAAAUUGGAUGAGAGGCGUAAAACGAAGAAGUACAUCCCGCAGACAGAAGCUAUCACUCCGUCUUUACACACCGUAUCUAGAACCGUAAGAGAUAGUGCUGGGGAGGAAGACGGUCAAAGGCGACCUUUCAUAGCGGCGCAUUUCCAUGGCAACACAUCGCAUCUUAACACGGAAAUACAUGAACAUUUCAAAGGUAACGGUCUGGUCCGCGUGUCGCACGGCGCCCCGCACGACGUGUGGUACCCGGCGCCGUGGACGGCCGCGUCGCCGCACCCGCGCCCCACGCUCACCCGCUCCGGCCACGUGCACGUGCACCACACCGGCGUCUACCUCGUCUAUGUGCAGAUCUACUACCUAGACAGCCACGACAUAAUAUCCUGGGUGCUCCACCGUACCAACCCCUACACAGAAGGUCGUGACACCCUUCUGCAAUGUGCCCAAACCUCUCACUCAAACGAACCGACAGACAGACCGAACUCGUGCUUCUCAGCAUCAGCCCUGUUCCUUAGAGCUGGGGACAGACUAGCGGUCAGGAAUACAGGGGGAGAUAGACAUUCGCUCAUGCAACCGGAAAAAAGCUUUAUUGGGCUCGUCAAAUUGGCUGAUGCAGAUGAACCGAUACAAGAAUUGUAGGAUAUAUUUGAAUCGUAACUUUAGCUACGAAUAAUAGAUAUUGAUUUCAAAUUGUUAGCAAGCUAUGUGUAGCAGAUUUUAAAAGAUUUAAAACAAUUAUUGAAGAAAUCUAAAUGUUGAUGCAUAUUGUAUUUUUUUUUUCACUAAGAUUUUAAGAGCACUCGUCACAAUGGACAGCGUUGGGCCAGCAAAUAAUCGAUGUUUGCGGCCAUUACGGCGGUUAUGAACAAACAUGUACAAUGACGACCGAUCAUAAAUAUUUAGGCCCUCUACACUAUCAUGAUUGUCUUUACUCGCCCAACGCUGCCCAUUGUGAAAAGGACCCAUUAGAGUGAAAAACAAUUGAUAUACAAAAACUAAAAAAAAAAUCAGCUACGUAAACGUCUACUUUAUCGUCUGCUUACACAUUGAGUGCAUUUAAAUGUAAAUAAAAAAUUUCAACAGUAAAAAUCAACACGGAGUGAAAUAUUUCUUGUCUAAAAAAAUUUCAAGAGUGAACUUUUGUACCUUUAAUAUAUACUCUAAGCCGUAGUAAUAAGGUCUUCUUUAGCGAUCAUGAUUUUGUAGUAUAGAAAUAGAGCCUACGUGAUUAUUAUAAUGUAUAGUCAAAGUGUGCCAUUUUUAAUAGAACAAAUUCAUAAAUUAACAAAUAAAGUGAUGUGUGGCUUGCCAAUUUAAAAAUAAACUGAAAUAACCCAUAAUUUGUAUUGUUGAAAAUUAUAUAUUUUUCAAUAUUUUAUAUGGUAACGAAAGAUCUGUAAUGCCAUUGAUAAUAUUAGUACAUAUUAAUGUUAAUAUUAAAUUAUAAUUUAUUAUAAUUGUAUUAUGUAUAUUUUAACUUUACCCUGUAAGAUUUAAAACGCAAUUAAGCAUUGUGAGUUAUUAAAAUAAAUGAUUUUUUUUAAA